This is a messenger RNA of Saccostrea echinata, 5831 nucleotides long. RefSeq names its product centrosomal protein of 131 kDa-like. Gene Ontology annotation, biological process: intraciliary transport involved in cilium assembly; cilium assembly; regulation of centrosome duplication. Gene Ontology annotation, cellular component: centriolar satellite. The transcript is spliced from 20 exons. Lineage: Eukaryota; Metazoa; Mollusca; Bivalvia; Ostreida; Ostreidae. The coding region runs from base 112 to 3654 and encodes 1180 amino acids. The record is from RefSeq and is a predicted model, not a curated record.
GGGACAGUUUGUUUACGCAUGUGUUGGAAACAUGCAUUUCCGAUUGCCCUGACAAGUUGAAGGAAAUUUGUUUUUUUGCAUUCUAAUGAUGCUGUAAAAAAAUUAUGAACAAUGUCAGCUAGAAGUCAUGGAGAUGAUUUGAGUCUCACUGGCUCUCAGAUAUCAACAAGAUCAUCUCUGAAGAAAUCCUCCUCAGCACGUCAGCUGAAUCGCCCCAGCUCUGCAUCAAGUGUAAAAACACAACUGGGGGAUGGAGCUAAAUCUGAGAGUGUUAAAAGAAAUACAUUUCAAGGUCAGGGUAAUAUAAGCCAGAGGAGUGAUUUAUCUUCAGUGAGUAAAAAAAGUACGGGAAAAGGAAAGUCACCAGGAGAGGACUUCCUGGCUUUGUUUGAAAGCUCAAUUCAACCAAAGAUAAAAGCACCUGCUGCAAAGUCCAAAAAGCCUGGACCCAAUGCUGUCAAAGUUUUAUGGCAGCAACCCCCAAAGAAAUCUCCGUCUGAUAUUGGAAUGAAUGGAGAUGGUAAUAUUUCUCCAAGUCCUGUACAAAAUGUAUUCCAGCGACACACAUAUCGCAGCACUGAUGACGAAUCAGAUGAAGAUAUUCUGUCUUCUAGCUAUAGCAAAAUUCAAGCAUUACAGCAGCUUCAAGCUCAAAAACAGAAACCUCCCUCUCCAGGUGACAUUUUAGGAAAUCUUGAUGCCCUCGUGAGAAUUAAGUCACCAACAGGAAAUAAAGACAUUAGUGAUGAUGUGACUGGAAUUCACAAACAGAACGUCCCUAGUUCCAAAUCAAGCAGUGUAACAAGGGCUUCUAAAGGUGCUAAUAACUCUGUGCCAUCAUCUAGUGGAAUUGCAAAUAACAUGGUGGUGAAAGGUAAAUCACCAAGGACCUCUUUUACCUCCAUAGAAAACUCCUAUCAGAACAUUAAACAUAAAAUGCCAGUUAACCAGGUGAAAGAAAGGCACAUCAAUAGUGGUGCUAGCAACACUCAGACUUCUGUAGGUAGAAAUAUAGCUGAGGACUACAUACAAACAUUAAACUCUGCUGCUACUAAAAUUCAGCGCUAUUACCGUAAAUAUCGACAGAAAAACGUUAGUGCCACUGGUGAUAGUGCACGACAGAAGGCAGGUGCUGCUGCUUUGAAACGUCUCAUGCAGCAGAAAAGACAAGAGGUACGGGACAGUCAUAACAAACUGGACUUAUCUUUACUGUCUGAAGAAGAUUCAGAGAAAAAGAAGAUAGAGGACAGGAAAAAGACUCGUGAGGAGAAGGCACGGCAGGCGAGGUUACAAGCCAUCCAGGAUUUGCAUAAAAAGCGAGAAGAAAAACGGGAGGAAAUCAAACGUAAAGCUGAGGAAGAAGUAUCGUAUCUACAAGCCAGUGGUAAGAUCACCAAAACUCCAUACAAAACUAACCUAGGAAAAAAGAAACCAGAUAAAACUAAGAAGGAAACUAACAAGGAGAAAGAUGACAGUGCUUCUGAGCCUGCUUCCAGUUCACGAUCACUGCCUCAGAGUUCUCAGUCCGCCAUAUCCAGUGCCAGAACUGUUAGUACUCUUAGAGGAGACCAGACAGACUCAGAACUAGAGUCAGCAAGUAAUGUGCAGCAGGUGGACACAAAUGGUCUGGACAGCAACAGGGAACCAAUUCCAGGCAGUGAGGCAGGGACCAAGUCAACCCUGAAUGACCUUCUGGAAACUCUGAAAAAACUGGAGGAAGAGGAACACCUGGAACCUUCCAAGCCAGAGAGGAAAAAUGCUUGGUUGGAUGAGAUUGACAAGGAACUAGAUAAUAGUAAUCGUCUAACUGAGGAUCGCUUAAGGGAGCUUGGUCAGUCCAAAGAUGGUCCAAGUCACAAAGAAAGUUACCUCUCUGAUGACAAACUUCGCAGUAUCAUGUCCUUUCUAGAUGAGGUGCAAGUGUCUGACAGAAUUAGUGCUGUAGAACAGGAAUUAAACAAGGUGUCACAAGAUUUUGAGAUCCCACCUCCCCUAGUCCCAUCAGCUGAUGAGCUGGCUGACCUUGAGAAUGCUCAGGCUGCAGCUAACGAGGUGACUAGUACAGUUCUCUCUCAGAGGCUAGAUCUGGAGGAGAAAAAGAGAACCAUCACUAUGUUACAGAAAGCUCUGAGUCAACAAAGAGAAUUGACAAUCAGGCAUGCCAGAGAGACAGAGAAGGAAAUGAAGAAGCGACUGGAUGUUCAGAAAGAUGAAUAUGAAGAAACAAUCAAAAGACAUUUAUCAUUUAUAGAUCAGCUGAUUGAUGACAAGAAGAACCUAAGUGAGAAAUGUGAAAUGUUGGUCAAGGAGCUGAAGACAGUGGAUAAGAAGUAUCAGGAUAAAAUAAAGACCAUCGAAGAAAAACAUGCUAUUGAUGUUCAGAAGAUUAAAGAUAUGCAUGAAGCAGCUGAAAAGUUGAGACGAGAAAGAUGGAUUCAAGAUAAGACAAAAAAGAUCAAGGAAAUGACUGUCCAAGGGCUGGAACCAGAAAUUCAAAGACUGAUAGCUAAGCAUAAAAAUGAAAUAAAGAAAAUCAAGCAGAUCCAUGAGGCUGAGAUCCUGGAAUCAGAUGAGAGAGCUGCUCAGCGGUAUGUUAGAAUGACAGAGGAACUCCGUGACCAACUAGCCAAAGAAAAAGAGGCAGCCUGCGCAAGGGAAAGGGAACUAGCUAAACAAAGAUAUGAAAAAGAACUACAGAAUGAGGAGGAGGCGUACCAGCAGCAGAGGCGUCGCUUGUAUCAGGAGGUACAGGAGGAGAAGGAACGCGUGUCUCAGCAAGCAUCGCGACAGCGCACCGAGCUGGACAAGCUUCAAAGACAGCUGGAGGACAGCCACGCUUUAGCUCUGGCUGCCAUGAAGUCUGAAUUUGAGAAAGCUAGGGAAGAGCAGGAAAAUAGACACAAUACUGAAAUUCGAGAACUAAAAGAAAGGCUAGCUGUAGAGAAAGCCUCAUGGGAAGAAAACUACAUGAAGAAACAGGAGACAUGGAUGUUACAGAAAGAACGUGAACUGAAGGACCAGGUGAGACGAGACAGGGACAAGGAGAUUGAGUUUGUUAUCUCGAGAUUGGAGGAGGAUGCCACUGCAAGCCGUGAGGAAACGGAAAAAGCUGCAGAUAACAAAAUCAGGAGAAUCAGAGAGAAGUAUGAAUUGGAGAUGAAAGACCUAGAAAGAUCAGAACAACAAGCUCUUGAAAAAUAUAAUGAGAUGAAGGCUCGGUUGACAGAAGUGAGUGGAGAGAAUGAAUGCCUGGUGGUCAAACUGAAUCAAAAGGAUCAAGAGAUAGAAAAUUUACAAGAGCUUACAGACAAAAUGCACAGAGAGCGUGACAGAGUUUCAGACAUAAUUCGACAGGAAUUUGCAGACAGACUGGUGGCAACAGAUGAAGAAAACAAACGAGUGAAAAAUGAAAUGUCAGAAAUGAAGGCAAGACAUCGGAUAGAGCUGGAUAGAUGUAAAGAACAGAUAGAGGAUGUACGUAAACAGAAAGAUGAGGAAAUGGAAGAAGUCCACAAAAGGGUGAAGCAAGCCAUUGUGAAGAAAGAAGAUGUGGUGACCCAGUUAAGAGAACAGUACAGCGCGGCCCAAAAGAGGGCGGACCACCUCGAGGGUCUCCUCCAACAGCAGAGGAAGCAGUUAUUAGGCAAAAAAUAAUGAUAAUAAUAAAAAUAGAUCUCAUGCUGACAUUCAAAGCCAUUUCAAAGCUUUACUGACAUGUUGAACAUCACAGGGAAGUGAUAAUGGAAGAUAACUUAUUAAGAGAUGAUGUUGCUCUUGACAAGAUAUCGGACAACAUUGUUCCCCCAGAGUUGUUGCUUUAUGACAUGAUACAAGGAUAAGCCACCAAGUCUCACUGUAAACCCACAUAGAGACAUACAGCCACAAAGGAUUGUGUUCCAGAAUGGAUCUUUUUUCUAUUUUAAUUAUUUUAGGUAAAUUGUAGAAACCUGUAUUAGAAAACGUAAUUUAAUUUUAGUAUAAAUGGAAGAGGUACUGUACAGCAGGAAAUUAACUCGCGGAGUUAAUAUUCGCUAUAUUAGCGGAAUUAAAAAUUCUGCUAACUCAACCUACAGUGAAUAAAUCUUCAAAAAUUGAUAAGGAUAAAUUGAAAUAUUACCGAUUUCUGUGAUUAGAUUCGUUAACUCUAUUUGUGUUUCCUUGCAGAGAUGUAGACUGUCUUCCUAAUUAUGCGGGUGAACGGAACAUGCAGUUGUUGUUUUUUUAAAGCCUAAUUGAUAAAUAAACAUCUAUAACUAACAUUUAAUUCUGCCACCCAGUAGAGGUGUGAUGUAAUUAUCUAUAAAACAUGUUAGAUUUCACCUGCGUGCGUAUCAAUCAGUCUUAUUGUCUUUAAUCAAGGCACUUACUUAGUAAAGACAACACUAGUAGGUGUGUUCCCGUUUUGUACACAUUUGAUAAUUAGGUAUAGAACAAUAGGUGUGAAAUAUGUUUCGAUAGCAAUUAUAGUCUGAACUUAGUCUGGUAUUUAAUCAGGUUCAGAAUCGACACCAUACGUGAGGACAAUACUUGCAGUGCUGAAAAAGUUUUUGUGUAAUUUUUCCUUUCCGUGAAUUCAAAUGACCGCGAUUUGAUGCAAAUUGAACAAAUUGCAAUCUUUUCCGACCACGAUUUUAACCUGCUGUACAGUAGUUGUGGCUUAGAUAUUUCACUGAGAUGGUGUUGAAUUAUCAUGAUCAGUUUCACCAAGUUCAAGUAAAUUAAACAUAUUUUUGCAUGGAUUAAAAUCAAUGUACAAUGCAUAAAUGAGAGGAGGUUCAUUCAGUUUCUUAUGGUGAGUUGCUGCCCUGUAGAUGCACAUGUGUAUACAUGUACAGGUGUAGUAGGACAUUUUAAUCAAGAAACAUGGACUUUCUAAAUAUAAUAUUUUUUUACCUUCAUACAUGAACUUGUAAUUAUCUUAAAGUGCUAGUAUGUUUCUACCUGAAAUGUUUAGUAGACAUUUUUUUUUCCCACAUAGGAAAUGUAGGACAAUUAUAAUUGGAAUUUUUAUGUACCCGUAUUUCAGUUUGCUUUAAUUUUAGCUCUUGAUGUUAUACCAAUGAAAUGUGAUGUGAACUGUAAAUCCAUCCAAACUCAAAUCUGUGAUAUUAUUUAUUUCAUCUGAAUUUACAUGUGUAUAGAAGCAGAAAUUCUCCUUUGUUGAAAUGUUUUGACUUUAUACAAAAAAUCUUAAUUUUUUGGUCUCUUAAUUGCUAAUAAGUAACAACCAUUGGUAUCCCUGGUAACAUUUUUUAAGGAUUUAAUUUUAUUGUAGAAAUUUAUCCACAAAAGAAACAGGAAUUAUCCUGCUUCUACAGUAUUAAGUGUCUGUCAGAAUGGAGUUUGUGUGUAAAGAUGACCUCUGAGCAGUAUAUAUAUAUUAUUUACCAUAAAUCUUGAAAACUUUUCUAUGAUGGCUUCUCAUCUGACAGUAUUUUUUCUCCUUUUAAUGUUACAUAACUCGUAUUCAUUCAUUGAUCUGAAGAUUUGAAUCUCUGAUGAAUCCCUCCCUUCAUACUUUAGAUCCAUUGUAGGGGGAAUGUUGUGGUUUAUUGAACGUUUCAAAAUUGAACUAGCUUUCAAGAAAUAUUCAUAGAUAGUUUUAUGAAUGAAAUGGUUGUACUCAAAACUUUGCACAUUCCAACUUAUAUCCAAAGGAUUUUUCCUUCAGAGAUAUUUCAGUGGAAUAAGGUAACUUUGUGUUGUUUGAUGAACAUUUUGUUAUACUAAUUAUUUACUGACUAGUAGUUUUUUUUGUGAGUAGUUGGAUGCUGGCCUAAAUAAACAUUUUGUUAUGUUUUAGACAACAAUAAAUUACAGUACAGUAUUAA